Molecule: messenger RNA, 3941 nt
Organism: Physcomitrium patens
Lineage: Eukaryota; Viridiplantae; Streptophyta; Bryopsida; Funariales; Funariaceae
Source: RefSeq, a predicted model, not a curated record
AGGAAAGGGGAGGGAGGGAAUGCAGCUUCGUAUCAUCAUCUCUUGUUGUGGGGCCUUCUGCGGCGGAGCCGUCGGAGGGCACCAGAUUCCCCCCCACGAGAGAGACCAUGCGAUGCGGCAUUACUUGUCACGGGGGCAUGCACUCUAGAUUAGUUCCCAAUCUCGCGACUGCUCAUCUUGCCCGCGUUGUUCUCAGCGCUGCUGCUGCUGCAACUUGGUCUGUGCGGCAUUGCUGCGCAUCUAGAUAGCUCUGGGUGUUGUGGGGGGGAAGCCGCCAGAGAAUGCCGAGAUUUUUGAUUCGAGAGCGGGUGCUUUCUUCUUCUUCCUCUCUUGAUGCGGGAGUGUAGGGCGAGACGUUGUGCUUCUGGAUAGGAUGUGUUUUGUUCGGCGGUGAUGCUGUAACUGAGUGCUGCUGCAUUUGGCUUAAAUAGGUUUCAGAGUGGGAUGCGGGGGAGGAAUACACGAAUUCUGGAGCGCAGCGGUUGGGUGUUCGUGGUCUUGGACUUGGUAUUAGCUUAGAUAUGCGCGCAACAGGUGUGCGACGUCGGGGCUGAAAGAGCGGAAUGGAUGCUAUGUGAGUCUUUGGAGCAUCCCUCUGCCCGUUAUCCAGUGAUUCAGCUGGAUUCUUCAAGGAUCUAGCCCCGAAUGGAGCACUAGAUUCGCAGAUCAUUUCGUGUUGUUUGCCGUGCUUCGUGAGGGUUCCCAAUCGGCUCCAUCACUUCGAAUGCUGAUUUCUUAUAGCUCUUCCGGUGUCUCCACUCCCGCGCAAUGCAUUGAGCCGCCUUUGUGAUUUCGUGCCCUUGGAGCUUUGCCAUAGAUCAAAUGUGAGGUUGUGGUCGGGAUUGCAGUUGGUAGUAGGCCUCUGCUAGCGUUCAAUUUUGGGGGCUCAUGGUGCUGUUCAGGAGCGAGAGUUCUAGUAUCGUCUUGGAAAUGUUGUGCAAUGGUCGUUUCAGCUCGCUUCGCAGAAGUUCUGGGGGCUCAUGGGGCUGUUCCCACCUUCUGGGUUUUGCAACUGGAGCGACACGCGUGCAUUGAUACUUUCGUGGUGGCCUCCAGAAAUGAAAUCUAAAGUGCGUCAGGUACUCCACACGAGAGGCUGACACAUUGUACUCAGAAUCGCUACAUUGAUGUCAAGUACGACAUCGAGAAUCGUCUUGCUGUGUGCAACCACCCAAUUAGUAAUGUCAAUGGAUACGAACUUACGACUCGAACAAUUUUUGUAGAGAAUCUGUUACUGAGCGAAAUAGUACCAAAUUUUUCCCAUCUUCAUCAACGGCGACAACUGAGGUGGAAGAGAUUUUACCUUGCGCCAGCUUGCCAAGUCUUUCUGGGUAUGGAAUGCGUUCGUAGCUGAUUGGGUAAGAAGACAAGGGUACCAUGAGGAAGAAGACAACGUGGGCGGCUUCCGUGGUGAGAAAACAGCUUGAAACCUGCUGUCAGCUAGAUACCAUCUCUCAUUCUACACUUGAGCGGGACGAUCUCUCUGAGAGCUUUGAAUUGCCGGCGGAGAUCCACAUAUCCUCUCCCAUCAAGGACCUCUCUUUCCCCUGUCUGUUUCGACGCAAAUCUUUCAGCGCUUCUCAUGUGAAAAACCAUGUUACAACUUCCGAGUCUCUAAUCCCCCAUCGAAAAUCAGUCGAAUCCGCUCUACCUCUUUGUGCAGGGUCUUCGUUCAGGCCGAGAACGCUGCAAGAUGCCAGGAGUUCAAAGAAUGUCGUCUUUACUCCGGCAGUGGCCACACGGUUGCCGACGCCACCACCACCGCCACUUUCAGUACCUCCUGGGAUGGAAGCUCCCGAGGCUAAAACACACCACAAAUCAGGACCACUUCCAAGGCUGAGGCGUUCUUUUAACGAGUUAGAGAUGGAAAGAAAUCUCCCUCCUGAAGUAAAGUUCAAGAGAUAUCUGUCAGGACCUCUUCCAACGAUACAACGGGAGCCGAUGACUGCCUCGUCAUCGCCAUCGUUUUUAAUUGCUAAAAGGAAUUACAUGUUAGGCCGGUGGAACAGUUUCGGAAAACCUAGCCUGUUAGGAGGAGGCCCGUCUCCAACAAGUCGAUUCACUAAGGUGAAGUCCUCUGCUCAAGCUCUGUUUCCAGCCGCUGCCACCAGCAAGCUUUCUGAUUUGAUGACGCAAAGGAGCCUGAAAAAGGCGGCGCAGUUGGCGAAGGUUGCUUCUGUUCCAGACAGGAAGGGAUCACGGGGAUCUCGUGCUUCAAGAGUUGAUUGUAAUCUUUGUCCUAAAGCUACCAAAACGAAGUUGCCGUUGCCAAAAGCUGUCAUUAAUGGUGCUUCAUCUCUGGGUUCAAGGGAAGAUGGUGUGCAAUCCGCAAACCUGGGUUCCGAAACUGUUAAGGAUGUCACUGCCUCCAAUGAGAGGGACAGAAUCCGCGCAGCUGUAAAAAUCCAAGCUGCAAUCCGAGGCUACAGGGCUCGCAGAAGGUUCGCUAAGUACCUGAGCGGGGAACUCACAGACGAGGAGGCUGAGGAAGUCCUGUCCAUCAGCACACGGAUGUCGAAAACGAACCCGCAGAAACUAGACAAUGCUCUUGGACCAAGAGCCAGAAGAAUGGAACAAAUGAGCAAGAGUUGGAACGGGAGUCUUCGCACGGCACAGGAUUGCGAGGCGAUUCUGAAAGGCAAGCGAGAAGCGGCCAUGAAACGCGAGCGGGCGAUGGAGUAUGCAUCAUCGCGGCAAAAAUGGAAAACAUCCAGAUCACCGUCAGCGAAAACACCUGCGUUGAUCGUGGACAAUACGUUUCCUGAUAAGUCCAGCUGGGUAUGGAAUUGGCUAGAACGCACCGUCAAAAUGGGAUCGAACAAGAUGCCGAGCAAGGUGUUCGAUAACGACAUGUUCGACAUCAAAGAGCCAGUUAGUGAAAGUGUUUCGGUGAAUAGCACGGUUGAGGUGUAUACCACCGAGGUUGACAGUGCCACCGACAUGGGCCGAAAGUGUCCGAUGACGUAUCCAUGGCCUCUCUCUCUGCGGCAACAGCAUGCAGCUGGUCUGUGGCAAUCGAAGGCAUCUCCUGCGACACCAUCACCGCUGAACAAACACACACAUGGAACUCCAGAACGAUCUCAACUGACACAUUCUGAACUCAAAAGACAUCACCAAAGCAAAGCUGUGUCCACCUUGGCAGAGAGUUGUGACACUAGCCAGAUGAGUAAGCCACGGUUCGGCAUCCGAAAGCUUAGAUUCGCUGAGGAUGAUGAAAAGCAGAACUAUGAUGGAGAGAGUGUCGGUAGCUGUCCUGGACUGCAACCCGGCUUGAAUCACUUAUCCUCCCCUUGUGCAAACCCGAAGCCGAGGUCGCAGGGUGCUCUGCAGCUCAGGAAGACAUAUCCAGACACACUAAGAGAAGCAAUUACGUCCAAUCCUCAGACUCGCCGACAUUCGCAAGAACACCGGGCGCAAAUGCAAGUUGCUGUUGAACUCUCCACCAGUGAUUCAGCUGGAACAACGGCUGCAUCAUUGCGGCGGCCCUUCUGGCGACCUUAGAGAGCAUGGAAUCCACUAAUUCAGUAACCCUUCAACCUGGCCUUCGCUCUUGAGUGUUGAAUGACCCAGAUGAAGGCAAGCAGCGCAGGGAUUUCCAAGUCCAUAUCUUCUCAUUCUAACCGAGCCAUGAAUCCUUAAGAUUUGCUCACGAUCUGUGUCUUGUUGUGAGCACCGAGGAUCCAUUUGCCACACCAUCAUGUGUCUGGUUCAAAGUGAGCUCUUGUACUUCAUGAUACGAAAACUGGUUAGAUUGUGUUCUCUAAUCUGGGAAUCCAUGUUGAACUGUAGCUGGAUUGUGUCGCCCUGAAGUGUGUUCUUUUGUUUGUAGUGUUUCUUUGUCUGCACAUUCUCUCUAAUACACAUGAUACAUCCGCAGUGUACAUACCCACAAGAAUGAAAGGGGCCAGAUAUGCUGCUCCUGUGUUGUAUCAUGGUGGACA